AUGGGAAAAUUUAGUUUGAAAAAGGCUCCUAAGCCGUCAAGCUCUGCUCCUAAAGAACCACCACCACCUCCUCCUCCUCCUCCCAAACCAGCGGCUCCAGCGAAGCCACCAUCACCGCCGCCACCACCACCUCCCAAACCUCCAGCGGCUCCAGCAGCGAGUCAUCCAGCAUCUCCACCAGAGCCGCCAUCAUUACCACCACAUAAUCCUCCAGUAACUCCAGAGAAGCAACCACCGCCGCCAGGAGAACCUCACGGGACAGAGCCGAACCAACCAACAGAAACGCCAUUGCCAGGAGAACCUCACGGGACUGAUCUCAAACAUUCAACAGAAACACCAUUGCCAGGAGAACCCCACGGGACAGAGCCGAACCAUCCAACAGAAACACCACUGCCAGGAGAACCUCACGGGACUGGGCUCCAACAUCCACCACCCCCCGGUCAUCCAGACACCGAGCCGGGCCAUCCAGAAGAGCCACCAUUCGAAGUCCCGGGUGCUCAGCAGCCACAUGAGUCGCAAGUCCCUACAAAGCCCCUACAUCCAGGCACCAUUCCGCCUGGUAAUGAACAUCAACCGACAAGUUCAUACCCGCCAAACGAGAACUCUUUCCCCUUCGGCUCGGGAGCAACUGACCCAAACUCGUAUUAUGGCCAGCAGCCCAGCUACAAUUGGCAAGAUGACUUGAAAAGCCAGCUCACAGGCAUCGGUGUGAAUGCAGCGAAUACUACAGUCACAGGUCUUAUCCAAACUGGUCUACAAAAAUGGCAAAAUCAACAGUACCCGAAUAUGUACCCAGGGGGAGCCGUAGAUCCCAACGCAUACCCUUCGGAUCCCAACGCAUACCCGACAGAUCCUAACGCGUACCCGACAGAUCCUAACGAAGACCCUUUAGAUCCUAACGCAUACCCUUCAGAUCCUAACGUAUACCCUUCAGAUCCUAACGCAUACCCGACAGAUCCUAACGCGUACCCGACAGAUCCUAACGAAGACCCUUCAGAUCCUAACGCGUACCCGACAGAUCCCAACGAAGACCCUUUAGAUCCCAACGCAUACCCGACAGAUUUUAACGCGUACCCGCCAGAUCCCAACGAAGACCCUUCAGAUCCCAACGCAUACCCGACAGAUCCUAACGAAGAUCCUUUAGAUCCUAACGCAUACCCCACAGAUCCUUAUAUGGGCGCGGAUCCCAGUAUGGGCGCGGGUUUCGAUACCGGUGCGAGCGUCGAUAGCGGCGCGAACGUCAAUAACGGCGGGAACACCAGCACCCACAACACGAACUUCGCCAACAACACGAAUCCCAGCAAUGAUAUGGAACACGGUGGCGAUAUGGAGCACGGUGAGGAUAUGGGGCAGUAUGACGGGUUGGAGACUGAUGGCGGGACAUAUUGGCCUGGAGACCAAUAUCACGAUGAAGACGAUAUACAGGGCGAGGAUGAGGCUAAUGGAGGGUAUUUGGACCCCGCGGACGAACAAACUGCAGAGGGUGGUCAUUCUGGAGGCGCCGGCAUGUUGGGGAAUGCGCCAUACGGCACAUCCAUCCAUCAACCCCCCGGCGCAAGGAUUGGGGUAACCAUCCGAUAG
Messenger RNA from Cladophialophora psammophila CBS 110553, 1581 nucleotides. RefSeq lists its product as uncharacterized. The record is from RefSeq and is a predicted model, not a curated record. Bases 1 to 1581 code for a protein of 526 amino acids. The transcript has a single exon. Lineage: Eukaryota; Fungi; Ascomycota; Eurotiomycetes; Chaetothyriales; Herpotrichiellaceae.